AUGCCCAGAGCGCGCCAGCGAUUAAACCUUAGUCAGGUACACGCAAGAGCGAACGACGCACAAGCACAAGCACGCACACUGCACAACACAGCGAAUGAUUGUCGCAGCUUUGGCAAGGCCCCCAGAAAGUCGCGGUAUUCUGAGAAGCUGUUCUGCUGCUGGCUUUUGGCUUUUGGCUUCUGGAACGUGUUCCUCCAAAAUUAUGCGACAGCGAACCUGUUGCUCAUUCCCCGGUGGAAUUCGACAACUAUAAGCUCAAACGGCCGGGAAAGAAAGAAAGACAGACUAAGGAGAAGAGUUGAUGAGUCCAGACUCCGAGUGAGAAACGGGGAGUCGAGGAGCAAUGGUACCUGA
Molecule: messenger RNA, 354 nt
Organism: Fusarium graminearum PH-1
Lineage: Eukaryota; Fungi; Ascomycota; Sordariomycetes; Hypocreales; Nectriaceae
Exons: 4
Coding region: 1-354 (117 amino acids)
Source: RefSeq, a predicted model, not a curated record